CCGCUCCACUAAUUGCUCACCAUGCUAGCGCUCUCGCUCGCGCUCUCGUUUGGACUUUGGCCAGCCCACCUCCACACCUGCCUACCUCCCGCGCGGCACGCCAGGACGGCCGUUCGCCUCUGUGGCACGCGUGGCCAGCUCGGCGGGCGCGUGCCGCGACCGCAGCCGGAGCCGCCGCCGCCGCCGCCGCCGCCGCGACAGCUGGCGGGCGACGAGUACGCGGACGCGCUGGCCGACGCACGGCGCGCGGCGGCGCGUCUGCGAGAGGCGGAGGAGCGGCUCGCUCGCGUGCCAGCGCCCGUGCCUCCGAUGCCACGCGGCGCCCGCGCCACCGUGUCGCGAUCGGACGCCGGCACGCUGCUCGUCGACGUGCCGGCGGCCGGGCUGGUGAACGGCGGCUCGCUGUUCGGCGGCGCCUUCGCUGCCGCGUGGUUCAGCGCCGUCGUCCCCGCGACAGUGAGCAUGGUUGCGAGCGGAGGCGCGUCGGCCCUCUUCAUGCUCCCGUUCUGGCUUGCCGGCGGCGCAGUGGUCAAGCAGACGGUGCUCGACCCGGCCAAGGCGACCACGCUGUCGAUCGGCGCGUUUGGGUGGGAGCUCACGCAGAGGACGGCGGGCGUCAGCCUCAAGUCCGCCGACGGGCCGACGGAGCAGCUCGCCCUGGCGUCGGUGGACGUGGCGGCGUAUGUCAACGGCGUGCCCACCUUCGUGCUCAACCUGGUGGCCAAUGGCCCGGGCGGGCAGCGGGUGUACCAGUUGGGCAGCGGGCUCUCGGAGCAGGAGCUCGAGUGGAUCGCCGCGGAGGUCAACGCCACUCUGGAGGAGGUGGAGAGCAACCCGCCUGAGCCGCUAUUGUAGACGGAGUAGAGAGUUGUCGGGGGGAGGUCUACCGUACACACAGGUCACGCAGCGGUCCGACUUGUGAAUGCGUGUGAAGCUGUCUGAGGCGACUCUGUCUCCGUGUGAGUGGCCCCCCCGCGCGGACGGGUGUAGAAUGGCUGAGCACAUCCU
Molecule: messenger RNA, 1008 nt
Organism: Emiliania huxleyi CCMP1516
Lineage: Eukaryota; Haptophyta; Isochrysidales; Noelaerhabdaceae
Exons: 5
Source: RefSeq, a predicted model, not a curated record